This is a messenger RNA of Phytomonas sp. Hart1, 366 nucleotides long. The record is from the annotation of a GenBank genome assembly. NCBI's taxonomy places the organism in Eukaryota, Euglenozoa, Kinetoplastea, Trypanosomatida, Trypanosomatidae.
AUGGAACGAAAAGGGUUUCUAUCCAAGUUCGACUUUUUGGAAAGUGCUAUAAAGAAUAGGAAACUCAAUCUUGAAGAUAUCGCUAUAUUAAUGGAUUCCGACAAGGUUUUUGACAUUAAUUCAUUCCUUGAUCAUUUCAUUUGGAAGCCCACCGCGGUACCAGGGAAGCUGGAUUCACUUUUCCUUCGAUGGAACCGAUCGUGCCUAGCUCUGGGGCUGGCCGUUGGGAACCGAACAUGCCCAAGGGUUGGCCUGAAUGCAUCGCUGGAUUUGACGCGGUUUAAGAAAAAGUUCAGAGGCAUACCACCGCAAACCCGGAGCAUAAUUUUGUUUUUUCUUCAGGUUUAUCAUAAAAACGGUAUAUAA